Molecule: messenger RNA, 1611 nt
Organism: Vitrella brassicaformis
Lineage: Eukaryota; Vitrellaceae
Source: the annotation of a GenBank genome assembly
AACGACAUUGAUGCAACCAACUGGAAUAGUGCACGUGUGUACUAUACCAUCCGUCCACUCACUCACAUGGCAGUCAGUAUGUAACACAGCCUUGUGCAGUGGGUGCACCAGAACACCCACAGAACGGGUCAGUCAGUAUCUAGAAAAGACACAGGAGGCUGCCCCUGCCCCUGCCCCCCCUCGCCAGCUGGCUAACUUCGAGCGUCGCCCUUGCCCUCCUUGUCCUUUUCCUUUUCCUUCUGCUUUUCUUCUCGUCUCUUCUGCAAUUGAGACCUGACACACCCACACCCACAACAAAGCAAGGAAUGGAUCAGGCACAUGAUCCCGUUUUGCGUGCACGCGUGUGUGUGUGCUGUUCACCUAAGGCCCUCGCGUGUCUGUUUUUUCUUGUCCACCAGCUGGGACCUCUUGCUGCACACACAAGACAACAAAAAGGAGGCCUCCAUGGCAUGGCAUGGCAUGUAUGGUGUGGGUAGGGUGGCUGGCUGACUGACUGGGUGGGUUACUACCUCUCGACGUCUCUGUGGAGGUCGUUGGUGAACUCCCUGCCCGCCUCGUCCAGCAGGGGGCAAUCGAACAUCUGCCUCACCGCACCUUGCAUACAGACAGCCACACACACAACAGGGACGUUGGCACGGUCGAUGUAGUGCCAUGCCAUCGAUGCUCGCUCACCGCUCGGAAGGGGAUUAGGUGCAUCGUCAGCUGCCGUAGCGCUGGACGACUGUCCCUCCAGUGACCUCUGGGCCCCCCUCUCCCACCGCAGCCUCUGACGUUCGAGCUUCAUGCUCUCUGACAUCAUCGUGCCCCUGAUUGAGGUGAUUCCACAAAGACACACACACACACACAGAACAGCCGUCGUCAGUCUGUCAUUCUUGCUUGUGCGGAGGUGUGAUGUCUGUUGUCAGCUCACCCCUCAAUCUGCUGCUCCAUCUUCUUGGCGUCUUCGGCGUACUUCUCGUAGAGUUUCUGGUCGAAGUCGACCAAGGCGCUGACGCCCAUCAUGUCCUUGCCAUUAGCCUCACCUCUCACUGCGCGCACAGAACACAGCACAACAAACGUCGCCACAGACACGUUGCGUUGUGUUUGUGUUGGCUGAUGUACUCACUGAUACUUUCGUAUAUGAGUGCCUUCUCCUCGAGCUUCCUCCUGCUGUUGGUGAAGUUCCUGGCUGUCCGCUCCUGCUCCUUCUUGUCCUUAGCCUCGCGCGCCGCCACACCCUCGUUCUUCUCGUCCAACAGCAACUCCUCCCGAGUCCGAAACUGACGAUACACAUGUGUCAUCACCAUCAUCACCACACACAGUGAUACGUACAGCUUCGUUGCUUGUGCGCAAACCGUGUCUCUGUUCUCCGUACCUUUUUCGUUGGUUUGGUCUGCGUUGACCCUGUUUCCAGCUGGCGCUUCUUGGCAGCUGACUCCUUCUCGUACACAGCAGCCCGCAGGGCGCCCAGGGACGCUGAGGAUACGUCGAUGGGCUUGGCCGGCUUGGGGAUGAGCGCAGACUCGGACAACCACCCCAGCGACAUGAUCGGUGCCCUGAACGAACGGCAAUCAAACUCUGUCAAGAGGAAGAGCCUAUCACGGAAGCUCCCACAGCACCGAUUUGAGGAAG